GCAACAUUCUCUUGCGUCCAUGCGUGCCAUGGCGAGGGCUGACUAAGAUGAUCGAGAUGGUCAGAAACCUCGGCUGGCGAAUGAUUGCCUUCCUCAUUUUGUUUGCUUGCAGCGGUCCUGUACUGAUAUUCCGAACCGCUGUCUCCUUUCCGAGACACGCUCUGUUAGAAAAUUCCCUCCCCUGGCCCGCUGCCCAUGUAACGGCGAAAGGCGGAGGGCUGGGCACAAACUUCUCCUGGAGGGAUCCAGAUCCCAACACCGAGAUGCUCCGAGUAUCUCCGCAGGUGGCUACGGCUGGCAGCAGGCCCGUUUCUUCCCCGGUGCCUCUCCUAGACUUCCGUCCCGUUGUGCGCCCACCCAUAACGUUCACCGGUGAGACCGGCUUCCCGCAUGCCCCGUUACCGGCCACGGUGCACUCCGGUGAUGCUCGGAGGAGACCGGAUGCGCUGUAAUUCUUUGGACCUUUUCUUCGCCUGCUCAUCACAUUUAGCUUUAAUACC
Molecule: messenger RNA, 500 nt
Organism: Colletotrichum godetiae
Lineage: Eukaryota; Fungi; Ascomycota; Sordariomycetes; Glomerellales; Glomerellaceae
Exons: 1
Coding region: 48-452 (134 amino acids)
Source: RefSeq, a predicted model, not a curated record